This is a messenger RNA of Botrytis fragariae, 746 nucleotides long. Its product is annotated as putative histone H3 protein. The transcript has 3 exons. Bases 84 to 494 code for a protein of 136 amino acids. The record is from RefSeq and is a predicted model, not a curated record. Gene Ontology annotation, biological process: rRNA transcription. Gene Ontology annotation, cellular component: nucleosome. Lineage: Eukaryota; Fungi; Ascomycota; Leotiomycetes; Helotiales; Sclerotiniaceae. Gene Ontology annotation, molecular function: DNA binding; structural constituent of chromatin; protein heterodimerization activity.
CUUCAAUAUCCACUUCAUCAAUUUCAUCAAUCCACAACAACCAUAAAAGAACUUCAUCAAAUUAUCCAUUAGAAGUAUCAACAAUGGCUCGUACCAAGCAAACUGCCCGUAAAUCCACUGGUGGUAAGGCACCAAGAAAGCAACUUGCUUCCAAGGCUGCCCGUAAGAGCGCCCCUUCUACCGGAGGUGUCAAGAAGCCCCACAGAUAUAAGCCAGGAACUGUCGCUCUCCGUGAGAUCCGUCGUUACCAAAAGUCGACUGAGCUCUUGAUCCGAAAGCUCCCUUUCCAACGUCUCGUUCGUGAAAUCGCUCAAGAUUUCAAGUCCGACCUCCGUUUCCAAUCUUCCGCCAUCGGUGCUCUCCAAGAGUCCGUUGAGGCUUACCUCGUCUCCCUCUUCGAAGACACCAACUUGUGUGCCAUCCACGCCAAGCGUGUCACCAUCCAAUCUAAGGAUAUCCAACUCGCCCGUCGUCUCCGUGGUGAGCGUGGUUAAAUUUGGUUUCUUUUUUGACUUCUCGAUGUCUUCAGCUUGAAAGCGCUUCGGCUUUAGGUCGAUUGACACUGGCGAUGGAUCGGGGUGGAUGAUAAUGCUUUGGGGGUAUCUUACAAGGGUUUUACGGCAUGGAGUUCAUUUUCAUUUUAUGGGGGACCUGCGUUCUUACAGGCUGUACAUUAUUCAGCCAGCGAUGGUGCGCUGAGCUAAUGACAACAGAUAACAAUCACGAUUAGUUAUCAAUCUUUCAAA